Messenger RNA from Schistocerca serialis cubense, 950 nucleotides. RefSeq lists its product as uncharacterized. The record is from RefSeq and is a predicted model, not a curated record. The coding region runs from base 627 to 911 and encodes 94 amino acids. The transcript is spliced from 6 exons. Lineage: Eukaryota; Metazoa; Arthropoda; Insecta; Orthoptera; Acrididae.
UCGUCGCUAUUUGAUAAUCCGUGGGCUAGGUACAGAUUAAAGUAUAUACUGCAAUAACAUAUUUAAUGUUGCAAAACCUCAACAAGUGCUUCACAACAGACGCAGACGUGUAGAAAAUGCUAAGCUUAUCGUUGGCUUGACAAUAUUUUAGGGCAUAGAUGCGUGUAUGGCUGUUCUCGGUAAAAUUCAAAAUUAAAUCCGACUUUUACACGUCUACUGGCAAUUCGUAGUUACAGCAGUUGCGUGAACUGGUGUGAAUCCGAGAGUGAUUAAUCAUAUCAGUCUAAUCAAUGCGUGUGUGUGUGUCUUGCUGUAAGUGCAGUUGUUUCAGUCUCCGUUAUCAACAGUGCCUGGGAACGCGAACCGAAUCAAGGAACUUGAUGCCCGAGAUUUCUGGUCGUCGGCCGAUGUGUCACUUUGUAGUAUUGCCAUGAAGGAAGAACCUAUGAACUCCUCCUCGCCGGACGACGAGUGUUUCAGCAUUGCCACUCACCUGAAAGCCUGGAGCUCUUUGUGUCUGUAUAAUAUGCCAUGGAAGUCUGCAUCCAUACUCUACAAACCACGAGUGCAUGGCAGAGGGUACUUCCCAUUGUACCUGUUACUAGAGUCUAUCCCAAUCCAUUCACAUGUGGAAUGUGGCACCCAAAUGCUUCACAGCUGCGAAAGUACGCAGCAAGUGUGCUGCUAAAUUACCGGUCUCGGAAGUGACAGAAACUCCGAUGUUUGAGUUUGUGGCCGUCAAACAGGAAUGGGUCGAAGAUGAUGUGAAGAAUGAUGACUGUAAUGAAGCUCAGGAGCCUGAGAACGCAGUUGUAGAGGAAGAUGGGAUUCACGUCAAAACACAGCCAUCUGAAUGGCGCAUAUUGAAGGAACCUGAAUCGGCAGAUACAGCAGUGGGCAAUACAAGGUAAGAUGCUCUCUAUUCGUCAGACAUCGGAAAUCCUCUUCAC